This is a messenger RNA of Salvia hispanica, 1567 nucleotides long. Its product is annotated as cytochrome P450 CYP82D47-like. Gene Ontology annotation, molecular function: oxidoreductase activity, acting on paired donors, with incorporation or reduction of molecular oxygen; heme binding; iron ion binding. The record is from RefSeq and is a predicted model, not a curated record. NCBI's taxonomy places the organism in Eukaryota, Viridiplantae, Streptophyta, Magnoliopsida, Lamiales, Lamiaceae.
AUGGAUCUAAGCUUUUUCAUUGGUGCAGGAGCAUUAAUCACAGUCUUGCCUCUGUUUCUUUAUUUCUUCUACACAAACUCCACCAAUCAUAACGCGAGUGGAAUCCACGCGCCACCAAAAGCCGGCGGAGCGUGGCCCUUCACGGGCCACCUCCAUGUCAUGAGCAGUGGCAAUCUUCCGCACAUUGCCUUAGGGGCCAUGGCGGAUAAGUAUGGUCCGGUCUUCCAAAUCGGGCUCGGGGUCCGCCAAGCCCUAGUGGUGAGUGACGGAAAACUGGCUAAGGAAUUGUUCACCACGUGCGAUUUGGCGGUCUCGUCCCGUCCUAAAAUGGCCUCUUCUAGAAAUUUGGGUUACGAAAUGGCCAUGUUCGGGUUCGCCCCGUACGGGCAAUAUUGGCGGGAAGUGCGGAAAGUGGUCUCUACGGAGCUGCUUUCGGCACGUAGACUUGAGUUACAAAAACAUGUGUUGGUGUCAGAGACUGAUUUGUCUGUAAACGAACUUUUUGGUGUUUGGAGUCAAAAGGCUGACGUGUCGGGACGCGUAUUGGUGGAGAUGAAACAGUGGUUUGGGGAUUUGAAUCUGAAUGCGGUGUUGAGGAUGGUGGUCGGGAAGAGAUGCUUUGGAUCCGGCAAUGGGGACAUUGACGAGGCGAGGCGGUGCCAACGUGUGAUGAGGGAUUUCUUCGACUUGGCCGGGGUGUUUGUGGCGGGAGACGCCAUGCCCUAUCUUAGGUGGUUGGAUGUAGGUGGAUAUGAGAAGAAAAUGAGGGAAACUUCAAAGGAGUUGGAUUCGUUAGUUGGACAAUGGUUGGAGGAACAUAGAGAAAGUGGAAUUUCAGACAAGGGUGAAGAUUUUAUGGACGUGAUGCUUUGUGUUGUACGAGGUACCAAGCUUCAAAAUCAACAUGACUCGGACAUCAUAAUCAAAUCCACUUGUUCGAAUUUGAUAUCAGGUGCUAGUGACACAACUUCAAUCAUGUUAGUGUGGGCACUAGCCUUGCUACUCAACAACAACUAUGCCUUAAGAAAAGUCCAGCAAGAACUUGAUGACCAAGUAGGGAGAGACAAAAGAGUGAACGAUUCAGAUAUUGACAAACUAUUAUACCUUCAAGCCGUUGUUAAAGAGACUCUAAGGUUGUACCCGGCAGCACCCUUGAGUGGUCCCCGAGAAUUCACGCAGGACUGUGUUUUAGGGACUUAUAACGUCCCUAAAGGCACAAUUUUAUUCGUCAACAUAUGGAAGUUGCAUCGAGACCCCAAAGUAUGGUCUGAGGACCCCUUGGAGUUCAGACCGGAGAGAUUUCUAACGACUCAUAGACAAGUUGAUGUUAAAAGUCCGAAUUUCGAUUACAUCCCGUUUGGAGGCGGCCGGAGAAUAUGCCCCGGGAUAAAUUAUGGUAUGCGGAUGUUGCACUUGGUGCUAGCUAGUUUACUACAAGCAUUUGACAUUUCAACUCCGAAUGGUGAAGUGGUAGACAUGAGUGAGAGUGGUGGGUUGACAAAUGGCAAAGCCACCCCACUAGAUGUUCUUGUUUCCCCAAGGCUAUGCCCUAGUCUUUAUUAGUUAA